Molecule: messenger RNA, 1637 nt
Organism: Spea bombifrons (plains spadefoot toad)
Lineage: Eukaryota; Metazoa; Chordata; Amphibia; Anura; Pelobatidae
Gene: RNF185
Product: ring finger protein 185
Exons: 8
Coding region: 284-856 (190 amino acids)
Biological process (GO): ubiquitin-dependent protein catabolic process
Cellular component (GO): endoplasmic reticulum
Molecular function (GO): metal ion binding; ubiquitin-like protein conjugating enzyme binding; ubiquitin protein ligase activity
Source: RefSeq, a predicted model, not a curated record
ACGUUGACGGGUAUUAGGCUUACCGAGGUCCGUAGAGCUGGUUAUGGUAAAGAACGGCAAGUGGAAGGUGAGCGGUUCCUUUCCCACCUGUCAGCGGUUUGCUCUAUGGGGACAUGAUGUAACAGAGUGAAAAAGCAACUUGCUCAAAAAGCUCAGCCUACUCUUCUAGAGACACUAACAUACGGUUACUGCAGCAGAUGCAGCUUCACUAGAGCACUCGCUGGGCAGCAGUUGGUCUUUAGUUUGGACUCAAUUCUCUUUUCCUGCGGACCCGCUGGCUACAAUGGCAAGUGCAGGACCGGCUCCCUCUGCAUCUGCGGAGAACUCCAGUCCCGGCGGAGCAAGCGGCAGCAGCAACGGCGAGGGCGCCAGCCAGGACAGCACGUUUGAGUGCAACAUAUGUCUUGAUACCGCUAAGGAUGCCGUGAUUAGCCUUUGUGGCCACCUGUUCUGCUGGCCAUGUUUGCACCAGUGGCUGGAAACACGACCUAACCGCCAAGUUUGUCCAGUCUGCAAAGCGGGGAUCAGUCGUGAUAAAGUCAUCCCCCUGUAUGGGAGAGGAAGCACCGGACAGGAAGACCCCAGAGAGAAGACUCCACCAAGGCCUCAAGGGCAAAGACCAGAACCAGAAAACAGAGGGGGUUUCCAGGGUUUUGGAUUUGGAGAUGGAGGGUUCCAGAUGUCCUUUGGUAUCGGGGCAUUUCCAUUCGGAAUAUUUGCCACGGCAUUUAAUAUCAAUGAUGGCCGUCCACCGCCAGCAGUCCCCGGAACGCCUCAAUAUGUGGAUGAGCAGUUCCUUUCUCGCCUCUUUCUCUUCGUUGCCUUGGUCAUUAUGUUCUGGCUGCUGAUUGCUUGAAGCCAUCUCCCUGUGAACUGCAUUACGGACUGAAUCUCUUCACAAGUUGGACUCCUGCCCUUGCACCAUCAUAUCCUGGAUUCUGACCUUUCUUGUUGCAUUACAGUCAAAUUUCUGCUGUUCGGCGCAGUUUAUAUAACAAAAGAAAGGGGUACACUGAUGUUCGGAGAGCUGAGGGGAAAAAAAAAGUAUUAUUGUGUCUGAUCGAGAUGUACGGGAGGGAGCUUGUAGCGUAACAGCAUGGGAUAUGGUGGGAGAGAUAGGACAUGGUGGGGAAGCAUUAUGUUUUGGUAAGACGUGGCUGGGACAGAGAGAACAUCAGAUGCAUGGACAAUGCAUCAUGAAUUAUUUGGGGCAAAAGGCACAAUGACUGGAUGCCAAAGAGCAAAGGAGGAUCCAGGUGGAAAGCAGUGUAAAAAGUGCUGCAUUGAGGGCAACAGGAAAAGAAACUGCAGGAUGCUGUGAGAAAACUGCGUUAAGUACAGAAUGUUAAGGGCAGUUUAAAGCACGGGCUUGAAGAAAAGGACAAUGCUGCAGAUUUUUCCAGGGGAGAAUAUUGAGGAGCGCAGCCCACGAGUGCUAGUCACACUAGGGAGAGCAGUGUUAGAACACAGAAUCCAGUGACAAUUAAAAUGAAAAUCUUGGGUCGUGUGGAGGAAGAUGAGCUAUGGGGGUCUCUUGUACCCUCCGCUAAGUGUGAUCUGGACCUGGGCGUGGAACAGUGAUGAUUCCUCAAUUUUAUGAGAUUUACAAUAAUUAAAUUGUACUUUUUAAAUGGAAA